AUGGCAACGCUCGUCAGUGAUUUUCUGCUUUCUGAGAGUGAGAGGAACCAAGCUGGGGUGAAGAAGAAGAAAGGAAGAAAACGCGGGGACGACACGAACGCGACAAGCCUCGCCCACUACGAACAGGCGCCAGCGGCGUCUUCUGCGGAAAGGACGGACCGGGCGAGCCCAAGAGAGGCCUCCUCGCCCUCGUCGCGACACGCAGUCAGUCCUUACUCCUUUGACGAAGAUCUUGGAGAGGUCUAUUGCCCCGAAAACGACUCUCCAGAGUGCUCCCCUGCAGAUGGGCGCAAGGCUCGCAGACUCGCCUCAGGAGGCGCAGGCGAAGCCUCGGCCGAAACACGAUUCAGUGGCGACCCGGCGACGGCUUCGGCGCCUGAGCCUCUCGCUGCUCUCUCUUUGCCGCGCACCUGCCGCACUUCGUGUUCUUCUCCGCCUCCCUCGCGUUCUUCUUCGUCGCCUGGACUCUUUUCUUCGUCAUCUGGAUCGGCGUCGUCGCCCGCUGCAGGCGAGGCGCGUGAAGCGCAGGGAGGCAGUUCCGGCAAGCGGAAACUCGGGGGAGGCGCCAGCGCGAACUGCGGAGUGUCUGAUGCAGAUGGCUCUUCGGCGAAGCGCACGGGUUCCGGCGAGGGUCUGGCCAUCGCGGCUGCGUCGGCGCAGACGUUUUCGGGGGCCUUGCCGAUCCACGGGUUCGUCGAUGUCGUCCGCGAUGCAGUGUCCCGACACCAGGUCACGUUGAUCGUGGGAGACACCGGGAGUGGGAAGACGACGCAAGUCCCUCAGUUUCUGCACCACUUUGGGCUGACGCGAAAGGGCGUAGUCGCCGUGACGCAGCCCCGUCGGGUGGCGGCGGUGUCGCUUGCGCGCCGCGUGUCUGAGGAACUCAGUGGACAACCGGGAAAAACAGGAGACUGUCUGGGCGGCUUCGUCGGGUACUGCGUCCGGUUCGAAGACCGAACGAGUCCAGAGACGCGAAUCAAAUUCUUGACAGACGGCAUGCUGGUUCGCGAGGCCAUGCUCGAUGAAACGCUGUCGCAGUACUCAGUCAUUGUGCUCGACGAGGCCCACGAACGCUCGCUCCGAACAGACAUUCUCCUGGGGUGGAUGAAGCGGCUGCUGCCGAAAAGAAAGGAUUUGAAGGUCGUUGUCAUGUCUGCUACACUCGACACCGAAAAGUUCAUGGGCUACUUCCCCGGCGCAACGGCAGUCCUCGUUCCUGGACGCCAGUUCCCUGUCGAGCUCCUGUACACCCCGGAACCCGAAGCCGACUACAUCGACGCAGCGCUCGUCACAGUCUUGCAAAUCCACACCCGCUACCCUCCGGGAGACAUUCUUGUCUUUCUCCCUGGCCAGGAAGACAUCGAGAGUCUCCAGUCGCUUCUGGAAGGGAAGCGUGACCUUCUCCGGAAGGCCCUUUGCAUGGCUGCCAGUCGCGACGCACGGCGUGCAGACAGCCAAGACAGCUCGCUGACGGCGAGCGCAAGGCAAACAACGACUCGGAUGGGUUUUGCGCCUUCUGCGAGACGAGGAGUGGAACUUCGAAUCGGAGAAGACACCUCACCUAUAGACCAGUUGCCGCCGUGCCGCGAUCUCCAAAUCUGUCCUCUCUUUGCUGCGCUUCCCUUUGAUCUACAAAAGGCCGUUUUCACUCCUGCUCCUGCGGGAGUCAGAAAGGUGAUUGUAGCCACAAAUAUAGCAGAGACGUCCAUUACGGUCCAGGGUAUCCGCUACGUCGUGGACAGCGGGCUCGCCAAGGCGAAAUGCGUCAACCACCGCACAGGCGUGGAAGCGCUGGUGAUCGAGGAGAUUUCGCAGGACGCCGCCAAGCAGCGGGCCGGUCGAGCAGGCAGAGAAGCUCCUGGUGUGGUUUUUCGUAUGUACACCGAGGACACUUUCAACAAGUUCCACCCUCGGAAAGUUCCGGAGAUCGUCACGUGCGACCUGGACCAAGUGUUCUUGGAGCUCAAGACACUAGGGAUCGAAAAUCCGCUGGAGUUCCCCUUCCUCGACUCUCCGCCGAAAGAAGCUUUCGUGAACGCUGGGCGCACCUUGCACCGGCUCGAAGCCGUCGAUUCCCGUGGACAACUUACAGUGCUGGGGCGAAAACUUGCUGCGUUGCCGCUGAAGCCCAUACUCGGGAAACUCCUCCUCGACUCUGUCGCUUUUGAGUGCACUGCGGAGAUUCUCUCCAUCGUCGCCAUGCUGUCGACAGAUUCGCUAUGGUACAGUUACCGUAAUCUGCCAGCCGACAAGUCGAGUCGUCUGCAACAGGCGCGCAAACGCCUUUCCGACAACCAAGGUGAUCAUUUAACCCUCCUCAACGCCUACACACAAUGGGAUGAGGCGACAGACAAAAUAGCCUUCUGCAAGGAAUAUGGUCUGCACCACAAUGCACUGCUUCGGGCAAAACAGAUCCGGUCCCAACUCGAAGAGCUUCUCCUUUCAUCGCAAAUUGGAGUCAAGAAUGUCGCUAAGAAUGGUGCAGGAGAUACAAGGACAAAGAUCCGGCAAUGCCUGGCGGCGGGGUGUUGGCUGCACACUGCCAGGUUGCAACGAGACGGAAGAACAUACGUCACGACCGUUGAGCGGGAAACGGCGAAGGUGCAUCCGUCAUCUGUCCUGUCCGGGCAGAAGUCUUUGCCAUGCAAGAAGCACCGCAUUUGGGCACCGUCACAGAACCCUGCGGCUGACAAGCGCUGGUCCUGA
Molecule: messenger RNA, 2706 nt
Organism: Neospora caninum
Lineage: Eukaryota; Apicomplexa; Conoidasida; Eucoccidiorida; Sarcocystidae
Product: putative pre-mRNA splicing factor RNA helicase
Exons: 10
Coding region: 1-2706 (901 amino acids)
Biological process (GO): positive regulation of transcription by RNA polymerase I
Cellular component (GO): intracellular anatomical structure; nucleolus
Molecular function (GO): ATP binding; RNA binding; ATP hydrolysis activity
Source: RefSeq, a predicted model, not a curated record